AUGGAAAAGGUAGCAAAGUCGCAUUUACCAUAUACGGAAAAGGUAGCAAAGUCGCAUUUACCAUAUACGGAAAAAGUAGCAAAGUCGCAUUUACCAUAUACGGAAAAGGUAGCAAAGUCGCAAUUACCAUAUACGGAAAAGGUACCAAAGUCGCAUUUACCAUAUACGGAAAAGGUACCAAAGUCGCAUUUAUCAUAUACGGAAAGGGUAGCAAAGUCGCAUUUACCAUAUACGGAAAAGGUAGCAAAGUCGCAUUUAUCAUCUACGGAAAAGGUAGCAAAGUUGCAUUUACCAUAUACGGAAAAGGUACCAAAGUCGCAUUUACCAUAUACGGAAAAGGUACCAAAGUCGCAUUUACCAUAUACGGAAAAGGUACCAAAGUCGCAUUUAUCAUAUCCGGAAAGGGUAGCAAAGUCGCAUUUACCAUAUACGGAAAAGGUAGCAAAGUCGCAUUUAUCAUCUACGGAAAAGGUAGCAAAGUCGCAUUUACCAUCUACGGAAAAGGUAGCAAAGUCGCAUUUACCACGCAUUUACCAUCUACGGAAAAGGUACAAAAGUCGUAUUUACCACGCAUUUACCAUCUACGGAAAAGGUACCAAAGUCGCAUUUACCAUCUACGGAAAAUGUACGUGA
This is a messenger RNA of Mercenaria mercenaria, 633 nucleotides long. RefSeq lists its product as uncharacterized. The record is from RefSeq and is a predicted model, not a curated record. The coding region runs from base 1 to 633 and encodes 210 amino acids. NCBI's taxonomy places the organism in Eukaryota, Metazoa, Mollusca, Bivalvia, Venerida, Veneridae. The transcript has a single exon.